CAAGCGGUGCGGAGCUCUGAGGGUUUAGCGCCUGUUGCCCGUGUGUGCGGGGCGACUGCUGCUGUUCGCUUGGCCGGAUCAGGGUGAGCCUCCGCCGGCUGUGUGUGUGUGAGUGAGCGGGUGUGAGAUAGCGGGUGCGCCCGGAGCGAGCAGCCGCUGCUGUGGAGCGGAGGAUGGGGGCGAGGCGGGGACUGGAGUCGGUGUAACGCCUCCAGGCUCGGGCGGAAGGGACGGAGCUCGAGUUGAAGCACUUGUGGAGGCUGGCGCGGGCAGAGCUGCUGCGGACUCGGGGGCUUUACGGGCGGGUUUGAGCGGCGGAAUGCGAGAGCAGCAGCCGGGGCUGAGCGCGUGAACACCGCGGGUUCCGGUUCGAGCUGCUGGGCACCAUGUCUUCUAGACAGGCGUCUCUGGACCAGGAGGUUAAAAACGGAACCUCGCGGAACGUGCUGGAGCGAUGCGCCUCGGUUAACGAGUAUUUUGACAUUUCCUUCAAGGUGAUGCUGCUGGGCGACUCGGCUGUAGGGAAGACUUGUGUCCUGGUGCGCUUUAAAGACGGUGCCUUUCUGGGGGGAAACUUCAUCGCCACCGUGGGAAUAGACUUUAGGAACAAGGUGGUCUCAGUGGAUAAUAUGAAGGUCAAACUCCAGAUUUGGGACACAGCCGGGCAGGAGAGGUUCCGCAGUGUCACUCAUGCGUAUUACCGAGAUGCACAGGCUCUGCUGCUUCUGUACGACAUCACCAGGAAGUCGUCCUUCGACAACAUCAGGGCCUGGCUGACUGAAAUUCAUGAGUAUGCACAGAAGGAUGUGGUCAUCAUGUUGCUUGGCAACAAGUCAGACAUGGCGGCUGAGCGGGUCAUCAAGCACGAGGAGGGACAGAAGCUGGCUAAGGAGUAUGGAGUUCCCUUCAUGGAGACGAGUGCCAAGACUGGUCUUAACGUGGAGCUUGCAUUUCAUGCCAUAGCGAGAGAGCUGACGCAGAGAGCAGCCAGCCAGCCCCACGAGCCCAAGUUCCAGAUCCACGAUUACAUCGAGUCCCAGAAGCAGAAGUCCAACUGCUGCGGAGGACUGAUGUGACGACGCUCAUCUUCCCUCCAGAGAGCGAGAAGAAGAAGAACGAUUUUACAGAGGCAUUAAUGAACGAAGGAGAAGAGAGAGAGGGAGAGAGAGAGAGAAUAAUGGACUGAUAAAUGCAGAUCAUGCGUAUAAAGACGGGUGUGUGAGUGAAAUGCUUGUUAUAUGGAUGUGUCUCGCACUCUCUUGGCAUUAAACCCAUCUGCCCUUUACCAUCAGGUGUAGCUACACGUCCACCAAUCCCUGCUCUUUAUCCUCCGACUGUACUGAAAAGAGCUCCGUCCCCUGGAGGUUAGAGAGCUGAGCUGCAAAAACGCCAGAAACAGCGACGUGCAGAAGCUUCGCUCAGCACUGGAGGAUCCAGAAUCACUCGCUACCUGAAUCUACUGUUAGUUAAUUAUUAGUUUAGUUGUAAGUACAGCACUUUUCAUCGUCACCAUCCCUGUAAAAGUGAUAGUUCAGUGAAAAUGAAAUGUACAGCUUUCCUGUUACCCUGACCCCUGUCUGAAGGUCAUUCUUGCUUCUUUAAUUUUGUGCUGGAGCAUCCUGGCUAACAGAGCUACCAAAUAACUGGAGCUUAUAUAGCCGAACAAUCAGCUCUGAGCAAGACUACAACCUAUCAAACGCAAAAAAGGCUCAUUUAUACUCGAUUUAUGCUUUUCAAAAAAAUCCUUUUGAAUUGGCAAAGGGUGACAAUGGACGGUAAGCAGUGCAUUCACUAGAGGGCAGUGCAGAGUCAAACUUUUCUGAAAAUACCAAACAUGGCGUUAACGGUAAAGAACUUUGCGAUAAUUAGCGAAAAAAAUACAUUCCGUUUCAUCCUGAUCAUGUUUAUGUUUAUUUAGGAGUAACCGUGUUUCCCUGCUUGCAUAGUUGGCUGCUACACUGCCUCUACUAUUUUCAGUGGUACUACUUUGUUGCACGAAUGCAAACAAUUAAAGAAUGCUUUUAAUUUGUACGCUAGUAGAAAAUUGGGAGAAAUACAGAGAAAAUUAAUGCUUCCUGUACACAUGCUUUUAGAAAAUGUGCUUAAAUAAGGAUCAAAUUUAAGUUUUGAAUACAUAAGAUUUGAGAAAGAUGAAAUUAACAUUUUGUAUACUUAAGAUUGCAAUCAAUUCUGUAAUCUUUCAGAGAACUAGCACAAAUACAGACAAAAUAAAUGCCUUAAAUUCUUAAGCUUUGGGGAAAUGUCCACAAAUAUGGACCAAAUGAAGGUUCUGUUGCUGUAAUCUUUUAGAGAACUAGCACACAUACGGACAAAAUUAGCACUUUUAAUCUGUAAGCUUUCAGAAAAUGUGCACAAAUACGGAUGAUAUUAACGUUCCGUUUCUGUAAACUUUUAAAGAACUAUCACAAAUACGGACAAAAUAAAUGCUUCAUAUUCUUAAGCUUUCAGAGAAUGUACACUAAAACGGACUAAAUGAAUGAUCUGUAUUUGUAAGAUUUUAGAGAGUUAGCACAAAAUACGGACAAAUAACAACAAGAAACAAACACUCUGUUUCUGUAAUCUUUCAGAGAACCAGCACAAAUACGAAGAAAACCAAUGCUUCAUGUUCUUAAUUUUUAGAAAAUGUGCACAAAUACGGAUGAAAUAAACGUUCCGUUUCUGUAAGCACAAAUACGGACAAAAUAAAUGUUUCAAAUUCAUAAGCUUUUGGGAAAUGUGCACAAAUCGUAAUCGUCGUAAUGCGUCAUUCUAAAGUCAUAAAAGGGGUAAAAAAAAAGUUUGUUCUUUAUCGUGUUGUAUUUAUUCAUAUCCUCGUAAGAUUUCAGACACUGUGCACAAAUACGGACAAAUUAACUGCAGAGUUAAUUUGUCCGUAAACAUUUGUAAAACUAUUUUCUAAAAGUUUUUUUCUGCACCCACACGAUUUCUAGUGGCAUUGCUCCAUUCUGUUUUAACUGGAUGUACACAAACACGGAUUAAGGCAAAGCAAAGUAUGGACAGAAGUCUUUGUCCGUAUCCAUAUUCAUACAUAAUAGCAUUGAGCAUAAAUGAGCCUUUAAUUAUUAUUUUUUUCUUUGAACUAUCACUAUCACUAUAAAACAUACACUAGUACUGAAGUUCCAUUUACUGAACCCACCAUUUCCGAAUCUGAACUGAAAUAAUGUUAUAAAAUGUUCUAAGCCAUGCCUUUUGUGCGAUUUUGUACAUAGAAAGCCAUGUUUCUGAGUGAACUAUUGAUCUGUUGAUAGCUUAUUUUGGUGUUUAGUGAAAUAUUGUGGAUCUGAGGCAAAAACAUUUUGUUCUGUAACUUUAGACGAGCCAAACUCAUCAACUUUCCCUUGUCAUUUCUACAUUUGAAAGAAGCGGAGGACAUCUUUCUCGACCAAUACAUUUUAGGGAGCCCAGUACGGCUAUUUUUCAUGUUAUAAUCAUGAUCGUAGCUCACUGUUCACACAUCUCUGAGACACUCUGAGGCCUGAUUCUCAAAGCUAAUAGUUGUUAAAGCCUUUUAAUUUGAAAUCAAUUGGUGAGCACUGGUGAUAUUUUUAGUUUGUAGCAAAAUAUUGGGUAAAAACAUGUUAUUGUAAUAUGCUGCGUUGCUAAAAAGCUUUGGAGCGGGCUAGCUAUAAUGCUAACAGCCAGCUUUGGCGCAGGGUAAGAGCUAAAAUGCUGGCAGACAACGCAGCCAGGCUUGAAAGAUUUAAGAGGGUCAGCCAUGAUGCUUCUGUAAGCCAGCUUUCACAAGGGUAGAGCUGUGAUUCUAAUAUACGCAGCAGCCGGGGCAGUGGGUAACCGCAAUGCUACCAGCUGGUUUUGGCAGGGUUUGAGCUGCAAUGCUAACAGACAUGGCAGCCAGGUUCAGCAGGGUUGGGGAGGUGAUUUAGCUGUGAUUUAGCAGCCAGCCUCAGCAGAAUUAGAACCAAGAUGCUAACAGAAACUGCAAAAAGAUUCUGAGGGCUUGAAGAGGUCUAGCCACUAUGCUAACAUCCAGUCUCAGAAGGGUUAGAGCCUUGCUGUUAAAAAAGAAACUGUAGCCAUGAUUGGAAGGUUUGAAGAGGGUUAGCUCCUAUGCUAAAAGCCAGUCUCGGCAGGGUUAGAGUUGCAAUGCUAUUAGAUACAGCAGCCAAGCUUAGAAGGGUAGAGGAGGUUUGGCCACUAUGCUAACAGCCAGUCUAACAGACAAAUCAGCUGGGUUUGACAGGUUUAGAGCAGGAUAGCCAUUAAGCUAUCUGUCAGCCUUGGUUAAGUUAGGGUUACAUUGCUAACAGAAACCUUAGCCAGGCUUGAAAUAUUUGAAGAGGUUUAGCCUCUUUGCUAACAGCCAGUCUUGGCAGGGUUAGAGCCACGCUGCUACAAGAAACCAUUGCCAGCUUUGGAAGGUUUAAAAGGUUUCAGUCUCAGUAAGGUUAAAUUUGCAAUGCUAACAGAUACAACAGCCAGUCUUAACAGGGUUAGAGCCACGCUACUCCAAAAAAACAUUGCCAGGCUUGGAAGGUUUUAAGGGGUUUAGCCACUAUGCUAACAGUCAGUCUUUGCAAUGUUAGAGUUGCAAAGCUGUAAGACAUAGCAGCCAGUCUUAGAAGGUUUAAGAGGUUUAGCCACUAUGCUAACAGGCAGUCUUGGCAGGGUUAAGGUUAGGGUUGGAGCCACGCUGUUACAAGAAACCAUAGCCAAUCUUGGAAUGUUUGAAGAAGGUUAGCCACUAUGCUUAAAGCCAGUCUCGGUAAGGUUAAAUUUGCAAUGCUAACAGAUACAACAGCCAGUCUUAGAAGGUUUGAAGAGGGUUAGCCACUAUGCUAACAGGCAGUUAAAGUUGCAAUGGCCCUAAAGUUGCUCUAUAUUAAAUAAGUUAAAUUUUACCCACAGAUAUCACCAGAAUUAUGACAAUUUAGAGCUCAUUUUGAUGAUAACUGAAGCCCCCAGUUAUGAUUAAAGGUUAUGAUGGUUCUACAUGUUUUGAGAAUCUGGCCUCUGGUUCCUCUAUCAGGUCCGUCAGGUAUUUUCUGAAUAGUUUCAGCUUUUUUGCUAAUGAGCCGCGCUGUGUAAAGGAGAAUCUGUUUAUAGAUUAUUGUUACUGGUCUGAUUCAGUUGUUACUUGUUAGCUUUUGAUGUCACACUGAUAACGGUACUGUUACAGAGAUCACAAAGUGCCAAGACGAAGUGCUUUGUAACUGUAUACAUUCUGUAUAAACCUCUAUUUUGUAAUGUAGAGGAUUUCUGUUGUAAAGUGUUCCUUAUUGUGU
This is a messenger RNA of Astyanax mexicanus (Mexican tetra), 5264 nucleotides long. RefSeq names its product ras-related protein Rab-37. The record is from RefSeq and is a predicted model, not a curated record. NCBI's taxonomy places the organism in Eukaryota, Metazoa, Chordata, Actinopteri, Characiformes, Acestrorhamphidae. The coding region runs from base 387 to 1076 and encodes 229 amino acids. Gene Ontology annotation, molecular function: GTP binding; GTPase activity. The transcript is spliced from 9 exons. Gene Ontology annotation, cellular component: Golgi apparatus; endosome.